AUGACCUUGCCCAAGUGCAGCCUUUGGUCGCAGCCAUUCUGGACAGCCCCCUCCGCCUGCACCUGCUGGACAAUGCAGAUGUGGCCCUGGCGUGUGCUCGUGUCCUGGACCAGCAGGAGCAGCAGCAGGCAGCUUGCCGGCUCCUGGAGAAUGUGCCAAGUACCCGAGGGGCCAGUACUACUGCUGGGAGACAAAGGGGUGCCAGGUGCCAGGAGGCAGCCAGGAGCUGGUGCAGCUCUGGAACGACAUCCACUACCAUCUGGUCAUGAGGAGGCUGGCGUGGCUGCGCUCACCCCGGUGCAGAAGUUCCGCUGCAGGAAGAGGAACCCUCCGCCCCCCUCCCUCUGCCCGGAGGGGCUGAAGAGCCGGAACUUCCCCAGAGAGGUGCGUGAGAAGCUGCACGAUUUCGCUGUGAGGGUGAACACCAACCCCAGCAAGACUGAGAGGGAGAACUUGGCAUUGGAGACAAGCUUGACCCCUGAGCAGGUGUACAACUGGUUUGCCAAUUACCGGCGCCGCCAAAGAGCCCUUCCCCAGCACAUGGAGCCAGCCCAGCAGGCCACAGCUGAAGACCCUGGUGCAAGGGAGAGGGGUCCUGACCUCCUGCAGCCCUCAGGCAACCCCCAUGUUGCCUCUGGGUUUGUGGACAGGCCUCAGUGGUCAGAGGAACGUGAGGAAAAGGGGCCUCCACAGUCCCCACAGACCACCCAAGGACCAUGGGAGCCACUGGCCUUAGCCACAGCCUUUCCUGCAGAUGAGACAGUCUCAAAGCCAGUGGAUGUCAGUGGCUAUCCCCAGAGCAUGCAGUUGGAGGAGGGUCUGGGCACAAGCGGUGGACAGACAGAGCUACGGGUGGGCAGCCUCCUGGUGACACAGCCCCCACUGCAAGCUCCUGAAUUCAUCCUCACCCAGAGCCCUCUGGAGCUGGCCCCAGCCCCAUCUGCCUUCCCUGGCCCUGUGUCUGCCAUGGAGCUGAGCCAGGCCCUGCCCUCCAGCCAGGUGCAGUGUUCCAACAGCCAGGCCUCUGGUGAUGCCUUCUGGGGAGCCAGGAUGCUCCUUGAGUUUUCAGGGAGCAGCCUGGGCUGAACUAUCCUCAGGAGCCAGGCGGCACCCCAGGAGGAGCAGGUGUGGAUGGUCUGGCUGGUCAACACAAGGAGUUGCAGAGCUUUAUCCUGAAUACAAAAUGAAGGUCCCUAGAGUUCCCCUGGGGGCUCUGCUGAAAAGCAUUGAUUCUUUCCCACUGCCAUGUUUGAAUAGUUUGGUUGGCAAUUUCCUGUAGUUGAGAAAUGUUCAUGGGAUCAGAAGUCAAAGGUGUCCCACUCAGGCAGCUCUGGAUCAGUCAGGCUCCGGGGCACUUGUGGGCAGAGAAGGCCAUUCUAGAGAGGGGAGUGUUCCGCUGCUGGCUGCCUUGCCAUCUGCCCAUGCACAAGGCCGGACUUCUCCACCAAGUUAACUGAGUGAGGUAUGAGGAGUGUCCUGAGAUUUCUGUGUGUAGGGACUUCGAGUACUGGGAGGCAGACCUGUCUGCGAAUGGCCCAGGCUGGGUUUUCCCUUCAGGUUGUAAUUCACUGUGUCUAUGACACAAAUGUCAAUUAAAGUUUAAUGUUUUGAA
Macaca mulatta (Rhesus monkey) is the source of this 1612-nucleotide messenger RNA. The record is from RefSeq and is a predicted model, not a curated record. Lineage: Eukaryota; Metazoa; Chordata; Mammalia; Primates; Cercopithecidae.